This is a messenger RNA of Lepus europaeus (European hare), 1281 nucleotides long. RefSeq names its product dnaJ homolog subfamily C member 30, mitochondrial-like. The record is from RefSeq and is a predicted model, not a curated record. Lineage: Eukaryota; Metazoa; Chordata; Mammalia; Lagomorpha; Leporidae.
AUGGUGCAGCCUUUUCCAGAGGCUGUCCCAAAAUGCCACUCUCCAGAGAAACUCCUAGUCAUACAUAGGAGUUGGUCAUCCUUACUCAUACCUUCUGCUGAAGUGGCAGGCUUGGGUGGCUAUGCUUUGUCACAAGAUCCCUCUGUUCGGCCAACUCUGGUUGGAUCAGAAGUGGAUACUUUAUCCAGUGGGAGGAAAAAUGAGAGACCAAUCUAUACAGAGACCAAAGAUGGCGCCCUCAGGAGCCAUGUGGAAGGUGAUCUGGCAAGACAGCAACUACAAGGAAGUGUAGGCAUCCCUCUCAAUCAGCUCCGGAGUGAGAAGAUCAAUGGCAAUGUCAAGAAUUAUACCAAUUUCUGUCAUUAUAAUGAAAAGCCCAAUAUAAGCUACUUGCAUUCAGAAAAGGAAGCUUAUUUAGCUCAAAAUGUUAGAGGUUCAAGAGCAAGGAGCUUGCAUUGGCUCAGCUCUGGUGAAGACCUCAUGACCAAUGACAGACAGCAGAGUCCGCGGUGGUCGCGGCAGCUACUGUGGCGAUUGUGGCGGACUUGGGAAUUCGCUCCCAGUUCGGCGUCGAUUGUGGGCCUGCGAGCGAGAACCUAUUCCCGGGGCGACGGCCCGUACUCGCGCACGGCGCUCUACGAGCCUCUCGGCGUCCCCCCCACGGCCACGCAGGCUCAAAUCAAGGCGGCCUACUACCGGCAGAGCUUCCUCUACCACCCGGACCGCAACUCCGGCAGCGCCGAGGCUGCCGAGCGCUUCACGCGCAUCUCCCAGGCCUACCUGGUGCUGGGCAGUACCACGCUCCGUCGCAAAUACGACCGCGGGCUGCUGAGCGAAGAGGACCUGCGCGGCCCGGGGGCCCGGCCCUCCAGGACGCCCGCGGCCGACCCCAGCCCGCCCCGGCCCCCGCCGGCCGCCUCUCGGGCCCCCCACGGGGGUCGGGCAGCCCGCGGGGGCGCCGAGCGCACCAUGUUCGACUUCGACGCCUUCUACCAGGCUCACUACGGGGAGCAGCUGGAGCGCAAACGGCGCUUGCGGGCCCGGCGGGAGGCCCUUCGCAAACAGCAGGAGGAUCGCGCCACCAAGGGCUUCAAGUGGGACGAGGUCCGGGACACGACCUUCAUUUUCCUCUUCCUCUUAGUCUUCAUCAUCGUCGGCUUUCGGAUCUGAGCGGAGAGAGGCGGGAGGAGCCGCGGCUCCGCGGGGCCCGAGACCUUUGACCUUCCGUAGUCUACCUCGGCUUGGGGUCCCAGGAACUGAACUCCUGCUACCCCCCCCCAA